GUGGUGAUCGCAGCUCGGGAAUGCGGGUGUGAAAGGUCCGAGCAGCCGCCCCAGCAGGGAGGAGACCCCGGGACGCCGGAACCCACCAUCCCGAAGCUGCGAGAAGGGGGGAAAAAAGAGCAUUCUUCAUUCAGUUGUGUGCCUUGUCAGGGAUAGGAAAAAAAAUCGCUUUUUUUUUUCUUAUAAAGAAACACUUCCGUGCUACUGUCUGUCAUCGUCUCCGAGGGAAAUCAGCCAGAAUCACCGGAACGUAACCGCCCGCGGACCGGAGAGGCAGGAGCCCGGGCAGUACCUGCCGCGUCCCGGCGCCCGAGCCACCUUGGAACGGGAACGCGUCUCCGGCGGCCACGGGGCUGCGGCUCUGCCAAACUUUGGGGCGGGCGGGAGUACCGAGGGGGGCUUGGAAUAGACGGAGGGCGGCCCCCUAACCAUGAUGUUUCGCGACCAGGUCGGGGUGCUGGCGGGCUGGUUUAAGGGCUGGAACGAGUGCGAGCAGACUGUUGCGCUGCUAUCGCUGCUGAAGCGCGUGAGCCAGACCCAGGCCCGCUUCCUCCAGCUCUGCCUGGAGCACUCGCUGGCCGACUGCACCGAGCUGCACGUCCUGGAAGGCGAGGCCAACAGCCCGGGAAUCAUUAACCAAUGGCAACAGGAAUCCAAGGAUAAAGUGAUUUCCCUCCUGUUAACUCACCUGCCUUUGCUGAAGCCAGGAAACCUUGACGCAAAAGUAGAGUAUAUGAAACUGCUGCCCCAAAUCCUGGCUCACUCAAUUGAACACAACCAGCAUAUUGAGGAGAGCAGGCAGCUGCUGUCCUAUGCUUUGAUCCAUCCAGCCACAUCGCUGGAAGACCGCAGUGCUCUGGCCAUGUGGCUGAAUCACUUGGAGGACCGCACAUCGACCACCUUUGGCAGCCAGAACCGUGGCCGUUCAGACUCUGUGGAUUAUGGACAGACGCACUACUAUCACCAAAGACAAAACACCGAUGACAAGCUCAACGGGUGGCAGAACUCUCGGGAUUCUGGGAUUUGCAUCAAUGCCUCCAACUGGCAGGACAAAAGCCUGGGGUGUGAGAAUGGUCAUGUGCCCCUCUACUCCUCCUCAUCCGUCCCCACCACAAUCAAUACAAUUGGAACCAGCACAAGUACAAAUGUUCCAGCCUGGUUAAAAAGCCUCCGCCUGCACAAGUACGCUGCGCUUUUCUCCCAGAUGACCUAUGAGGAAAUGAUGGCCCUCACUGAGUGCCAGCUGGAGGCUCAGAACGUUACCAAAGGUGCAAGACACAAAAUUGUCAUCAGUAUUCAGAAGCUCAAAGAAAGACAGAACCUCCUGAAGUCUUUGGAAAGGGAUAUCAUCGAAGGUGGUAGCCUGCGCAUCCCCCUCCAGGAGCUGCACCAGAUGAUCCUGACGCCCAUCAAGGCCUACAGCUCCCCGAAUGCCACACUGGAUGCCCGCCACCAGGAGCCACCGGUCCCACACCAGCCCUCACUGAUGGGUCCUGAGAACCAGAGCCCGGACUGCAAGGACAGCUCCGUGGCCGCUAGCGCUGCCGCCAGUGCUGCUGCGGGCGCCAGCGGCGGGCUGCAGCCACACCAGCUGAGCAGCUGUGAUGGGGAGCUGGCUGUGGCCCCCCUGCCAGAAGGGGACCUGCCCGGGCAGUUCACACGCGUCAUGGGGAAAGUGUGCACACAGCUCUUGGUCUCCAGACCUGAUGAGGAAAAUAUAAGUUCCUAUUUACAGCUCAUAGACAAGUGUCUCAUUCAUGAGGCAUUUACAGAAACGCAGAAAAAAAGAUUGUUGUCAUGGAAACAGCAGGUGCAGAAGCUCUUUCGGUCCUUCCCUCGGAAAACCCUUCUAGACAUAUCAGGAUAUCGACAGCAAAGGAAUCGGAGCUUUGGGCAGUCUAACUCCCUCCCGACGGCUGGCUCUGUGGGUGGUGGCAUGGGCAGACGGAACCCACGCCAGUACCAGAUCCCUUCUCGCAAUGUCCCUUCCGCCCGCCUGGGUCUCUUGGGCACCAGUGGAUUUGUCAGCUCCAACCAGCGCCACACCGCGGCCAACCCCACCAUCAUGAAGCAAGGAAGACAGAACCUGUGGUUCGCCAACCCAGGCGGCAGCAACAGCAUGCCCAGCCGCACACACAGCACGGUGCAGAGGACCCGCUCGCUGCCCGUGCACACUUCACCACAGAACAUGCUGAUGUUCCAACAGCCAGAGUUCCAGCUUCCUGUGACUGAACCUGACAUCAACAAUCGGCUGGAGUCCUUGUGUCUCAGUAUGACCGAGCAUGCCCUGGGAGAUGGGGUUGACCGAACCUCCACAAUCUAAAAGCUGAAGAUGAGAGUGACCGCGCUGGCCGUGAAAUCGACUGCUGCGGGCCCAGUGUCAGACAUCUUCAGGGUUGCAUAGAAUCCUCCAAGAUACUUUGCAGUCUUUUCCCCCUGGUCCCUCGCCCAUUUUGAUUUUGUGAGAGCGUAGGUCAUCCUUGUAAACAUAUCAGUAGACCUGG
Messenger RNA from Dipodomys ordii (Ord's kangaroo rat), 2504 nucleotides. RefSeq names its product sterile alpha motif domain containing 4A (gene Samd4a). Gene Ontology annotation, molecular function: mRNA binding; translation repressor activity; protein binding. Gene Ontology annotation, cellular component: P-body. Gene Ontology annotation, biological process: nuclear-transcribed mRNA poly(A) tail shortening; negative regulation of translation; regulation of mRNA stability. The transcript has 11 exons. Lineage: Eukaryota; Metazoa; Chordata; Mammalia; Rodentia; Heteromyidae. Bases 431 to 2323 code for a protein of 630 amino acids. The record is from RefSeq and is a predicted model, not a curated record.